Messenger RNA from Colius striatus (speckled mousebird), 3865 nucleotides. It is a transcript of the gene IL4R, whose product is annotated as interleukin 4 receptor. The record is from RefSeq and is a predicted model, not a curated record. The transcript has 10 exons. Gene Ontology annotation, cellular component: external side of plasma membrane; membrane. The coding region runs from base 220 to 3309 and encodes 1029 amino acids. NCBI's taxonomy places the organism in Eukaryota, Metazoa, Chordata, Aves, Coliiformes, Coliidae. Gene Ontology annotation, molecular function: cytokine receptor activity; protein binding. Gene Ontology annotation, biological process: production of molecular mediator involved in inflammatory response; cytokine-mediated signaling pathway.
GGACGGGGUGUGCCCGUGCGGCUCACAGCCGCUUUCACCGCUCCGCGGACGGUCGGGCUGCGCAGAUCCGAGGAGCUCGGGCCCGGGGGGUGCUGCGGGGCUGGGGCCGCCCCGGUCCAGACUGACGCCCGAGCGCGAGACCUCGCCAAGCCGCUCCGACCGGGAACCGCACCAGGAUUUCAGCACAGCUUGUCCUGCUGAACCUGGCCAGUGUCAGUGAUGGCAAGACUCCCAAGUGCUGCACCACAUAUCCUGUGGAUCCUUUUCUUUCCAUAUACAACAAAUGAAGCUAUGACUGCAAGACAUGUGCAGGAAUUUGCGUGCUUCACUGACUAUGACAAAGAGCUGGUGUGUCACUGGAAGGUGCCAGCACAAGCAAAUUGCUCCAAAGAAUUCCUGCUGUACUACAGGCACGAAGAUUCUUCUGCUGGUAAUGAGGAAUGUGUCCCCAAGAGUGGAAAAGACAGUUUGAGGUGCACUUGCACAAUAUAUCGAGAUUAUUUUGUAUCAGGCCUCACGUAUAUUCUAUCUCUGCAAUUCAAUGGGACUGAUAUGUGGAAUUACACUGUUACACCAGCUUUGGUUGUUAAGCCAAGGGCCCCCAAAAAUCUUGCUGUCCAGAAAGUCGAAAGUGGUAAUUUCAUUCUGAGCUGGGAAGAGAGCUACUCUUCUCAUUCCAUACUCUCUGGACAGCCGGUCAUCUAUGAAGUGAAAUACUGGAGGAAGCUGCACCCGACAGAGAUUUCUGUGAAAGCAAUUAAGUAUGAGGCAAAAAGCUUUGAAAUUACUGCAGGCUCCUUGAGGAGAGGCUAUGAUUACGUUGCAAGUGUAAGGUGUAACUAUACAGACUACCCAGCCUACUGGAGUGAGUGGAGUGAAGAAGUUGAAUUUCACUAUGAUUACCAAGUAACAGCUGAAGACAUUCUGCAGAUGGCUGUUCCUGUAUCCUGCAUACUGAUCAUGGCAGUAUCUGUAAUUUGUUACUUCUGUUUUACCAAAGUGAAGAAAGAAUGGUGGGAUCAAAUUCCAAAUCCAGCAAAGAGCCAUUUGGUUGUAGAAAACGUCAAGUUUUCAGUUUUGUCCUACAUUGGUGAAAUUAAGUUCCCUUUCCAUGACUUAAAGCAGAGUCACAUGGAAAACCAAACAAGCUGCGAGAACUGUCUGUCUCAAAAUUUGUCAAGCCAAAACUUCAAGGGAAAAGAUAACAUCAGAAAUGUUGAGAAAUCUUGCAGUUGCCACAUCAAGUCGGGAGAGUGGUUUCCAAAAGGCAGCAGUCCAGUUUUAACCCCUGAGACAAUUGUGGUUGAAGACUCUAUAGAAAUCUGUGAAUGUUUAACAGACAUUGAAGUUGAGAGCCAGGAAGAGACUGGUGACCAUAUCACCAUGUUUGAGCCUGUUGAGAGCAGCAACAGUGCUUUCAGAGAGCACAGUGAACACAAUGAUGCUCUAGCUAGCAUGUUUAUGGAGCUUCUGGCAGAUGAAAACAAUAUGCAAGACAAUAACAACACAGAUAUCAUCACAGGUGAGAAUGAAACCUUUGCAAAACUUGCAUUAGAAAAUCCAUCACAGCAAAAUCCAAAGGAAAGCCCAGCCCAGAGUCAGCAGCCAUGUGAUGUUUCUCAUCCAGUCUCCUUUUUCACCAAAGCCUUUCAGGAUGACUACAAUUGUAGUACAGCCAGCAAGAAGUCAGAAUUAUCAGAAGAAUCCUUUGAAUCUGGCUAUCAGAGCUCAGACAUAAAUUCUGCUUCUCUGGAUGCAACAGAUCUUCAACAUAUGAUUCAUCAAAGUCUUUUUCCAUGCAGUUCUGAAAAUCUGCAUGACUCAUGUGCCCUGUUCCAGGAGUCUCCAAAUGAACUAUCAUUUGUGACCAAAAAAGACAGAAUAAGCAACCCUGCACCCCUGAGUUUCAAUACCCUGGAGUCCCCAUGCAUGGAGAUGUGUAGCUCUGCAUAUAAGAGCUUUAACACUGUUAUCUCUCCAUCUUUGGAGCCUUGUGGUUCUGCCUACAAGAGCUUUGACACCCUUAUGUCUUCAUCGGUGGAGCACUGUGGCUCUGCGUACAAGAGCUUUGAUACCCUUGUGUCUGCAUUCAAGGAACCAAACAGCUCUGCAUAUAAGAGCUUUGAUGCCCUUAUGUCUGAGUCUAUGGGUAACAGUAGCCUGACUCUGUGUUUUGAAAAUGAGUGCUCCUUACCACAGUGUUCAGAGACACCAGAAUUUAGCUGCAGAGAUGAAAUGUAUCGAUCUGCUAGCAAUCAGACGUGUUAUACCAACUACAGAUCUCCCAGCACUGAGCUUGAUUUUCAGAACACCUGUUCAGAACAUACUGAUUUUCCAUCUUUUUCCAAAGAUGCAAAUAGCAGUGCUUCAGCUUUCCUACCAGGAGAAGAAAUACAUAAGCAAGUGACAUAUCAAAAUGUUCAAAAGAAAGGGAAUAUAAUUUCUUGCCCCACUGGACCUCAACCAUCUGGUUAUCAGCCUUUUCAUAAUGCAGUUAAAUGUAAUGGUACAUACUGUGACAAGGACUGUGAGGUUACCUCUGAGUCACUGUAUGACCCCUUCAUUCAUCCCUUGUACAACAACCUGAGAGAAACACCUCCAGACACCAUAACCUGUGAACCUGGCCAGAAGACAGAUGACCAUGUAUGUUUGAUUGUACAGGGUUCUGACUUCAGCAUUGUCCCAGAUUUAGCCUCUAGUGAGAAUGUCACACAGACCAGUGAUGGCAGCCAUUGGAUCACCAACUCUAAUGAGUUGUCUAGUGAUGGCAAAGAUGAAAGUACCAGCAGAGACGAUUUGUUAGAGCUGAACUAUCCAGAUCUUAACAGCAGAGAAAGAACUACAAAAGAGACAAAAUCUAACAGCUUUAACUGUACUGGUAAAGGAAUGCAAGAGAAGAGCAGUAACAGUCUAAAUACCAACUUUGACUGUCAUAGACACAACCACUUGAGGAAACUUGAAGGUGCAGAGGAAAAUAAAGACAUGAUAAAUCAUGCAGUAGGCAGGAAGUGUGGCUCAGCACCUCACUUACCAGAAAAAUCACUGGACAACAUUGGGCUAAACUUAGAAAGAAAAACUGCAGAGCCUCUGGAGCACCUGGUCUCAGACAAGUUGUCACUUCAUCAUUUUGUGGAUAACUUCUGUCCUUCCGAGUCUCACAUCAUGCACAGGAAGGAUUCCAGACCAGCAGCUGCGGUUAAAAAGGGAUUAGUAGAAUCAUUGAAGGAAAACAGCAGGAAGAAUGAGAAAAAAGUGAAACUUGUCCAGGCCCUUGCCCAGGAGAACAAUUGCUACAUGAAGGUAGCCUAGCCACGCUAGCCAAGACCAGGCUAAACCAGGCUUUGGAGAUAAACUGUAUGGCAAAUUGAGACAUUGCUCAUUCUUCAGUUUUGCCUGAAGUGAGGGCUGCUGUGGUUCAACUGUGGAUCUGGUUGGCUCAGACCCUCCUGCCUGCUGCAGGGCCAGCAGCCAAUGUGUGAGCUGGGCCCGUGAUGGUGAGCACUGCAGCUGCAACAUUGGCAGGGAGGCAAAGCCAGAGCUGAAGUCUGUCUGCUCAUGGUUGUUCUCUAAAAGUAAGCAGCAGCUGCAUGAAGUAGUUCUCAGUACAGCUCUUGUGGUGUUGCCCUCGCUCUGUACGUGGCUUGAGAAACACAGAAAGGUGAUGUGGAAGGUGCCGACACAGCUGGAAGUGGGCCAUGGAUGCCAGUCAGAGGGGAAGUGACUGACUUCCUCAAUUUAUUUAUUGAUGGGGGCAGGGAGAAGGGAGACCCUGUGUGCCUAGCCCCAGCUUGGGGUGUAUGUUUCUGUACUUACUCAAUUAAGACUUGAAAUAAAGACUACUGUCAUUUGGGCUUAAGCAAUGCUA